ACUUCUCUUCCUCGCCGGUGGGUAGGUGAAAGUCCAGGUCAAAUCCGAACCGCUACCAUCUCAUCCUCACCAGCCUAAAACUCGUCUCUCUUCUUGCCACAUCUCUCUCAUGACCCUUCUUUCUCUCAAUAUCUUCCAAUGAGAUUCCAAAUCUCUACUCUCUUCCUUCUCUUAUCUCAAAUUUUCAUCUUCACCUCUCCUUUUAUUGUUUCAGCUCUAUGCCACGAAGACCAGAAGAAUGCAUUACUACAAAUCUUCUCCAAUUACUCGGCCCUCCCAUCUUGGAAAUCCAAAAACAACUCCAAUUGCUGCCUCUGGGAUGGCAUCACGUGCGACAACACCACCGGUCUCGUGAUCUCCCUCGAUGUCAGCAACCGCUCCAUCUCCGGCCGCAUCAAUUCCAACAACCUUGCCAACCUCUCUAGCCUCCAAAUUCUCAAUCUCUCUUACAAUUAUUUCAAUUCUUCCAUUCCACUCAAUCUCGAUUCGCUCUCGAAUCUCAUCCAUCUCAACCUCUCCAAUUCAGGUUUUACUGGCCAAAUCCCGCGCGAGAUCGCUCACAUCCGUAAUCUGGUCUCGCUCGAUAUAUCUACCUUUUUUCUCCGCAACCCUCUUACUUCUCUCAAACUAGAAGAUCCGAGCAUCGAAACGCUCCUUCGGAACCUGUCCGGACUGACAAAACUCCAUCUCGACGGUGUACGCAUCUCUUCUCCAUUGCCUGAGUUCUUGUCGGAUUUUACUAAUUUGACAUGUCUCCGCCUCAGUUCUUGCAGGCUGCAGGGAGAAUUCCCUGCAAAGAUAUUUCAAUUGCCCAAGUUGGAGGUUCUCGACGUAUCGGGUAACACUUUUCUGAAUGGUUCUUUCCCUGCUGAAUUGCCUACGGAAAAUGCUUUACAAACGUUGUUACUCUCCGACACCAGAUUUUCCGGGGAGCUUCCAUAUUCCUUCGGUAAUCUCAGGCACUUGAUCAGAUUACAGAUUGGUGGUUGCGAAUUCUCUGGUCAAAUCCCGUAUUCUGUGAGGAAGAUUGGGGGAAUUGUUCAUUUGGACCUUUCAUCGAAUGGAUUUAACGGUUCAAUUCCGAGUCUGGAUAACCUUUCCAAUCUCACGUAUUUGGACCUUUCAAUGAACAAUUUCAGUGGCACAAUCCCGUCUCUGGAGAGUCUUACGAAGCUGGUUCGAUUGGACCUUUCAUGGAAUGCUUUUAGUGGUCCGAUUCCACCUCUGAAAUCGUUGAGGAGCGUCACCGAGAUAGUCCUUUCUUCUAAUAAUUUAAACGGCACGAUCCCUAACUCCUUUGGAGAUGGACUUCAGAAGCUAAAAUUGCUUAACCUACAGAGAAAUUCGCUAUAUGGGACGAUACCCUCAUCUCUGUUUACUCUCCCAUCGUUGCAGGCAUUACUACUCAGCCAAAACCAACUCAAUGGCCAACUCGAUGAGUUUGCUAAUCCUUCAUCGAAAUUGGAGACGGUUGAUUUGAGCAACAAUCAGCUGCAAGGUCAGAUUCCACAGUCACUCUUCAAUCUCGUGGGUGUUAAAGUACUCGAUCUCUCAUCCAACAAGUUCAAUGGCAGCGUGCAACUAGCCAUUCUCGGCAGCCUCAAGAACCUCUCGGGCCUUGAUCUUUCAGAUAACCGCCUGUCAGUCAACACUGAUGCCCCUAUUCAUUCCUUUCCUCAGCUCGGGAGAUUGUAUUUGGGUUCAUGCAACUUAACAGAAUUCCCAGAAAUCCUGAAAAACCAAUCGAAGAUGCAGUAUCUGGACCUUUCCAACAACAACAUUCAUGGAGAAAUACCCAGGUGGGUGUGGGACAUUGGUAAUGGGUUUCUGAGUUCUCUGAAUCUUUCUCAUAAUUCGCUGACUGGUCUCCAACAACCUUACAAUCUAUCAUCGAUCAAAAAUUUGGUCAUCCUCGACCUUCACUCCAAUCUGCUGCAAGGAUCGAUUCCGCUUCCACCUCCAUCCAUCAUUGUCCUAGAUUACUCGAACAACAGCUUCACAUCAAGCAUCCCGUCUAACUUCACCAACUCCCUCAAUUUCACCAUUUUCUUUUCAAUCGCAGGCAACAGGAUCAGCGGUAAAAUCCCUCCAUCUAUCUGCAAUGCAAAUUAUUUGCAGGUCCUUGAUCUGUCUAAUAACAACUUGAACGGCUCGAUUCCAGAAUGUUUGAUUGAGAUUAGCAAUGUGCUCGGCAAACUGAAUCUUCGGAACAAUAGCUUUACGGGCAUCAUACCUGAUAUUUCGAGUGUGAACUGCAGUCUAAGGACGCUAGACCUGAAUGGAAAUCAACUAGAAGGGCAAUUGCCAAAAUCUUUGGCCAAUUGUAGUGAGCUAGAGGUUCUUGACGUUGGAAACAAUCGGUUAAAUGGCACUUUCCCUUACUAUUUGGAUGCCCUAUCCAACUUGCGGGUUCUUGUUUUGCGGUCCAACGGAUUCAGCGGCUCUAUUUUGCAGCUCCUUAAUGUGUCUUUCCCAAAGCUACAAAUCAUCGACCUCUCUUUGAAUGGUUUUUCAGGUAAUUUGCCUCGGAACUGCUUCCAAACUUUGAGAGCGAUGAUAUAUGGGGAGGAGGAUGAAGAACCAGGUUUCUACCAAGCAACCUCGCUGUACUACCAGGAUACUGUUUCUGUCACAAGCAAAGGACUAGAAAUGGAGCUCGUGAAGAUCUUAACCAUCUUCACAUCCAUAGAUCUUUCGAACAACAAUUUUGAAGGUGAGAUUCCAACGGUGAUAGGAGAUCUCAACUUGCUCCACAUGCUUAACCUGUCACAUAAUGGGCUUACAGGCCAAAUCCCGGCAUCGCUUGGGAACUUGACUCAGCUUGAGUCGUUAGAUCUCUCUCAAAACCAACUCUCAGGGGUGAUUCCUCAGCAACUGUCAAACCUAACAUUUCUCUCAGUGUUGAACGUCUCGCAUAACCAACUUGUCGGAAGCAUACCACAAGACCGUCAAUUCUCUACAUUUACCAGUGAGAGUUUCAUUGGAAACUUAGGAUUAUGUGGCCCGCCAUUGUCAAGAAAAUGUGCAGUUCCCAAUGCGCCACCCCCCUUGGCAGUCGGGGACUCAUCAGCAAGCAGAUUCGAUUGGGAACUCAUAUUCAUAGGACUGGGAUUCGGAGGAGGAAUGGGAAUGUUUGCCGGUCCACUUAUUUUUUGGAGGAAAGGGAGGAGACGGUACAACAAACACGUUGAUCGAGUUGUGUUAAUGAUUUUCCCAUCAGGUGUGUUUUAUGAUCUUGAUUGUGAGGAGCCGCGGAUCAAGGCAGAAGAGCAAGUCGAUCAAGAUUGUACGGAAAAUACAACGGAUUUUGAUGGAGAGGAAAAGGAGUGCCAUCAACGAUUCUGCGUGUUCUGUACACAAGUGGAUGCUAGGUGGGAGAGGGUCAUACAUAAGGAAUGUUCUUGCUAUGAUCUUUCACCGCCUUUUUCUUCUCCACCGAGCCAAAUUCCUGAAGCAACACCUGAUUGAAAGGGAAAUCUGGACCUUUUAGUUUUGAUUGAGCUUUUGUAUAUUGACAGAAAUGUAAAAGGAUACUGCUUUUCUACUUUGUUCUCCCUUUUAUUUUGUGUUAUCUGUAAUGUGUUCACAGAAAAUGAUUAAAAAAGUAUAUUUUGACGGUUGCGAAUCUUUGCAAUUGGUAAUGCUUUAAACCAGAUGGAUAAAUCUAGAUGCUCUAUCUGCUGGGCCACAUUUUGGAUGACCCAGCUUAGGAAUACAAUACUAGUUUUUCUAAUCCUCUGUUUUAGUUCUCUGAAACCAAUCAGAGUGCUAGAGAGAAUAAAUAAAUAAAUAAAAGAGAGUCAGCAGUCCGAUGAGGUGAGGUAAGCCUAUUAAUUAGACAGUUAGGAUCAUCCAUCAUAGGGCCCACCGAAUGAACAAUCCCAAUUCACUGAUCCCAUUGACAUCCACAGUUAGGACAAAACUCCCCAAAACCACUUAAUUCCAAAUUGAGCUAGUAGGCAAGCUUAGAGGAAGAAAUUGAAAGAGGAAAAGAAAUCCCUCCCGACCUAGUCUUCUCUUGUCUAGGUCUCCUUUGUCCAUUAGUUUAGAUGAUCUAGACUGUUCAUCAGGUGGGCCUUAACGCGAAAGGGCUAUGAUCGCAAUUCAUACUAGUCAAACGCUACUCAUCAAAUGGGUGAUUAACCCAAUUGCUCCGGGAAUACCGUUUGCUUGACCUAUUCCUGUUUGAACAGCAUUACCAAGGUUCCUCUUUCAAGUGAUAUUCAAUGGGAUCGACUAGACCAUUUCUUCAUCUGAUGGGAUUGCAUGUGCCUCCCUCAAUCGAAAGUUCAAUUCUAUCUCAACCACUCAUUUUCAAACAACGCAAACGUUUGUAAGAAAAGCUUAUCUUACAAAUGGUUGUAUAUGUCACUCGUAUAUGAGAUGCUGCGUGUAGCGAAACAUAUUAGUGAAUUUACGGAUUCAAGCGCUUGUAAGAUAUUUGUAUUGGAUCCUCCCUCUUUCU
Molecule: messenger RNA, 4465 nt
Organism: Magnolia sinica
Lineage: Eukaryota; Viridiplantae; Streptophyta; Magnoliopsida; Magnoliales; Magnoliaceae
Product: receptor-like protein 33
Exons: 1
Coding region: 139-3468 (1109 amino acids)
Cellular component (GO): plasma membrane
Molecular function (GO): protein binding
Source: RefSeq, a predicted model, not a curated record